GGGCAGUCAAAAGUGCGGUAAAAAGAGCUGCAGCUUCAGGUAUUGAUGAUGAUGGAAAACUGGAGGCUAGAGCGGUACUAAAGGAAGCCAUAGGUGAAUUAUGGUGGGAUUGUAACCAAAUAAGCCCCAUUUUGAUUGAAGGAAGACCGACGUCUUUAAGAGACCCAUCGGUAUAA
This is a messenger RNA of Funneliformis caledonium, 176 nucleotides long. The record is from the annotation of a GenBank genome assembly. Lineage: Eukaryota; Fungi; Glomeromycota; Glomeromycetes; Glomerales; Glomeraceae.